Molecule: messenger RNA, 3947 nt
Organism: Caenorhabditis angaria
Lineage: Eukaryota; Metazoa; Nematoda; Chromadorea; Rhabditida; Rhabditidae
Source: the annotation of a GenBank genome assembly
AUGACAGUUACACCAAAAAAGGAGCGAAUGGGAAGAAGGAAAAGCGAUCCGGGAACUGUUGGAAAUCGAUCAAAUGCGGAUAAGUCAGAUAGUUUUUUUUUAUUUUGAAAAAAAAUCAAAUUUCUUCAGAAUCGCGACUUGUGAGCUACCUUGGGGUGGAACAAGAAUGGUGGCAUUGGGACCAUUGGAUUUGACACAAUUAUCCGGAUCUUUCGUCGGACAAUCAACACUUUUAGAUUUAUUCAACAUGUUUGAAAGGAAAUUGAAUUCAGUGAUUGAAGAUGAGCCAAUCGAAAAGCUAUUGAAUAAAACAUUGCAAAGAGGUGGCGAUAUGUAUUUUGAUAAUCUUUGUCGAACUCUUCACGGUGUAUCAGAAGUCUGUCUACCUGCAGUUUUGAAAAAUCUACUGAUUUGGUAUGAAAAAUACGAGGAAACGUUGAGUUUAUCCAUGCUUGCGACGGGUUUGAGCAAUGAAAAUCGAAAUAAACUUGUGAAGAAAUUACUGGCGAUUAAUUAUUUGUUUUGCCUGGUUUUGAUUGAGAUAUUGCCGCAAGUUGAAUUUCAUCUACCACAAUGUGAUGUGUAUAUCAAAAAGAUUUUGGAUAUAUGUUUUCGAAAUGUGCAAUAUAAAGAGGUGGCACAAUUGGGCAUCAAUAAUACGAAUCAUUUGGUUGUGGCGGAGACUUAUGGAGAGGUUAUUGGAGUUUUGAGUGGACCCUAUUUUUCGCAUAUUCAUAGGUAUAUUUUUGAUUUUUUGAGGGAAAUUUUCAGAAAUUUUCAAUAUUUUCACGGCAUUUUGAUUUAGAAACGUAUUUUUCAUUCAAAAAACAUGUUUUCUAGUGAAUUUUUACCUCGAUCCUGUUGUCAAAAAUUGCAAAACUCGAUUCUUGAACUUUGCCACGUCAUAACUUAUUUUCAGAGUUAGGCUAAGCUAUUUUUGACGUCAGGAUCUUGAUCAGCAGGUCAAAAUUCAUCUAGGAACCUUUGAAAAUACAAAUUUUCAAUAUUUUCACGGCAUUUUGAUUUAGAAACUAGGAAAAAACGUAUUUUUCAUCAAAAACAUGUUUUCUAGUGAAUUUUUACCUCGAUCCUGAUAUCAAAAAUCUACUUAGCUCAACUCUGGACUUUGCCACGUCAUAACUCAUGUUCAGAGUUGAGCUAAGCUAUUUUUGACAUCAGGAUGAUGAUCAGCAGUUCAAAAUUCAUCUAGGGACUUUUUAAAAUUACAAAUUUUCAAUAUUUUCACGGCAUUUUGAACGUGGCAAAGUUUGAAAAAUCGUAUUUUUCAUUCAAAAACAUGUUUUCUAGUGAAUUUUUACCUCGAUCCUGAUGUCAAAAACUUCCUAUCUCAACUCUGGACUUUGCCACGUCAUAACUUGUGUUCAGAGUUGAGCUAAGCUAUUUUUGACAUCAGGAUCUUGAUCAGCAGGUUAAAAUUCAUCUAGGGACCUUUGAAAAUACAAAUUUUCACGGCCUUUUGAACAAGAAACUAUGAAAAAUCGUAUUUUUCAUCAAAAACACGUUUUCUAGUGAAUUUUUACCUCGAUCCUGAUGUCAAAAUCUACUUAGCUCAACUCUGGACUUUGCCACGUCAUAACUCAUGUUCAGAGUUGAGCUAAGCUAUAUUUGACAUCAGGAUCUUGAUCAGCAGGUUAAAAUUUAUCCAGGGACCUUUAAAAAUAGAAAUUUUCACGGCAUUUUGAACAAGAAAUUGUCAAAAAUAAAGAAAUUUGAGUUUUCUAGUUGAUUUUUACCUGCUGAUCAUUAUCCUGAUGUCAAAAACUGCCUAUCUCAACUCUGGAACUUUGCCACGUCAUAACUCAUGUUCAGAGUUGAGCUAACUAGCUUUUGACAUCAGGAUCUUGAUCAGCAGGUCAAAAUUCAUCUAGGGAUUUUCAAAAAUAUGGAAAUUUGUAUUUUCUAGUUGAUUUUAACGAGCUGAUCAAGAUCCUGAUGUUAAAAUCUACUUAUUUCAACUCUGAAACUUUGCCACGUCAUAACUCAUGUUCAGAGUAGAGCUAGGCUAUUUUUGACAUCAGGAUCUUGAUCAGCAGGUCAAAAUUCAUCUAGGAACCUUUGAAAAUACAAAUUUUCAAUAUUUUCACGGCAUUUUGAUUUGGAAACUAUGAAAAAUCGUAUUUUUCAUCAAAAAACAUGUUUUCUGGUUGAUUUUUACCUGCUGAUCAUUAUCCUGAUGUCUAAAAUUGCAAAAUUCAACUCUGAACAUGAGUUAUGACGUGGGAAAUUUUGAAAAAUGAUUUCAAAAGUUAUUUAAAGUAAAUUCAAACUUUGCCACGUCAUAACUCAGAUUUUUCCAGAAUCUUCAUGACUCAUAUUAACGAACUAAAAAAGGAUAUCUCACAAAUCGCUUCCCAUCAAAUAAUUGCAUUAAUAAUGGCAAUGAAAUUUGUGAAAAUCAAAACGAAUCAAGUGGAAGAUUUUGAGAUUGGUGUCAAAUUUUUGGAUGAUUUGGCGAGUCUAAUGUUGGAAGUCAAAGAUAAAGAUGUGAAACAUGCUGUGAUGGGAUUGUUGGUUGAGAUUCUGUUGCCAGUUGCAGCGCAAAUUAAACGGGAGACGAAUAUUCCGGCGCUGAUUUCGUUGGUAUCGAAAUUGUAUUUGCCGACGAAUGAGAUGACGUCGAAGAAGCAGCAUAAAUUGGUGAGAUUUUCAGAAAUUUUUGAAGGUUUUUCACUAGAAUCUUGAAGCCUUUCAAGUUCAAAACUAGAAAAAACCAAGAUUUCGAAAUGAAAUAUUGUGAAAAUGAGGAUUUUUCUCGAAAUUUCCAGAAAUUCUUAUAAAAUCUGGGCUCAAAAUGUUGAUUUUGAGCCAUUUUUUAAUGAAUUUUUGAAUUUUAAUAUGACGUGGCAAAAGCCUGUUUUUUGUUUUGAAAAUUUUUAAAAUUUAAAACGUGACCUAAUUUUCAAUUUUCAAUGUAAGAAGCUAAAAAGAUGAGGUUUCCCUCAUUUUUUGGUCUGAAAAUUGUUGGAAAUGCUAGAAAUUUUCAAAAUGUGCGUUUUUUUCCAGGAAUUUCUUUAGGUUUUUAUCAGGAAUUUGAAAUUUCCAGAAAAAACUCAAAUUCUAUGUUUUUCAGCCUAAAAAUUCUGAAAUUUUCUUGAAUUUUGAAGGAAAUUAGCUGAUUUUGUCAUUUUUUCCUCAAAAAAUUGAGCAAAACUCUAGAUUUUCAAGAAAAAAGAACUAUGACGUGGCAAAAUGCUCAUUUUUAUUAGAAAAUUUGAAAAAAAACGUGACCUCCAAAAAUUUAAAAAAAAAAAUCCACGUGAAUUUUGAUCAUUUUUGAUUUUUGAAAAUUGGGAAAAGUGUGAGCUUUUGUAGGAUUUUUUGUAGGAUUUUAAGGAUUUUCCAGAAAAAAUUGAAAAAAUUCUAUAUUUUUAAUCUGAAAACUUUGAUAAAAUCUAAAAAUGUGCAAUUUUUUGUCAAAAAUUAAUCAAAGAAUACGGAUUUUCAGCUCAAAAAUUUAAAAAUUGCUUCUGAAAGUUAUAAUCCAAUCUAGAAUAAUCUAGAAAUUCAGAAAAAUCUGAAAAUUUCUCAAAUUUUCUGUUGAAAUCUUGAUUUUCAGUUGGAUUUUGAAGGAAAUAUGCUUCUUUUGUGAGAUUUUCCUAGAAAAUUGAUGAAAAUUUCAGCUUCUCAAAAAUAAUUCUCAAAAAAAUCCCGAAAUUUUCCAGGCCGCAUUCCCGCUUCAAACGUGCCUGCUCUGUGUUUCCCAAAAACACUUUUUCCUCGCCAAUUGGGUGCCAUUCCUCAACAUUUGCCUGUCUCACCUCAAAAAUAAUCAUUUGCAAGUUGCUCGAGUUGCUCUCGAGAGUUUAUACCGGCUGCUGUGGGUUUAUAUGAUUCGAAAUAAUGCGGAUGGAAAUGCGGCAACGCGAUCGAGAUUGGAAUCGAUUUGUGGAAGUUUGUUCCCGAAGGGAAAAUCGAUAUAUUGGUGA